This is a messenger RNA of Puma concolor (puma), 1332 nucleotides long. The record is from RefSeq and is a predicted model, not a curated record. Lineage: Eukaryota; Metazoa; Chordata; Mammalia; Carnivora; Felidae.
AUGUAUGAUCGGGCUCCCCGCUUGCUCAGAUUGUCUGAAGGUGGCAGCACUGAGGAGCAUGUGGGUCCUGGGUCCUACCAGAUACCUUUCCUGAAGCGGCAGGCAACAGGUGGCUAUGCACCAUUCCUUUCUUUGGCUGCCAGAGACAGUACUUUUACUGUUGCUUCUAACACUGAGAAAGCUGUUCCAGGUCCAGGACACUAUAAUGUUUCAGAAGCACAGAAGUUUUCAAGGCCACCUACAGUUUCCAGAAGUGUUGAUGUUCCUUCGAUUCCUUCUUGUGGACGAUCAUAUGGAUAUGAUAUUAAUGAGGAUGGCAGUAUUAUAAAACAUUUUCCACCUGCUAGUGACAGCACACUAGGUCCAGCAUACUAUAAACCUCAAUUUGAUUUUUCCAAUGCAACUUUGAAAUAUAAGGGGAUACAUUUUGGCAACUCUUUGGGAAGACUCCAGUUUCCUAUGAAGUCAGGGCCUGGUCCUGGGCAGUAUGAUAUAGUCCAGAAAAAGACACCUCAUUAUGAAAAUAUUAAUAUCAAGAAAGAUCAACAGCAAAAUCAUUGCUCAUAUCUCCCACGAUUUUAUGAAGUAAUAAUACAGCAGGAGGAAAAAAAGAGAUUUGUACCUAUGAAAUCAAUCACCCCAGCUCCUGGCACAUAUAAUGAAUCUCGAACUGCUAUCAAUUCCUUGAAGAAAACACCAGGACUGAAAAAUACCCCAUUUGGUCAGAGUGUUCCUCGAUUCACACAGGACUCCAGGACAGAGGAAAUGCCAGGUCCUGGGUUUUAUAAUAUCCUAAACAAUACUAUGAUUGACAACAUUAGCAAUACCUACUUGAAGAAAAAAAAGAAAAAUGCAUUUGGUUCUUCUGUUCCUCGGACUCUCUUGCUGGUUCAGAAAGAAGCUUUUACUUCUCCUGGUCCUGCCGAUUAUCAGGCUUUUUGGAAUUCACAGGUUGGUGGAGUUUCUGAUGAAUUACCUAACUUGACUAACCGAUAUGCUGCUAUUUUGUCAAGACCAGAAAAACCUACUAAACUGUCAGAUAUGGACAUUCCAGCACCUGGCAGCUAUGAUGUUCAAAAAUCAUAUGAGAUGUCCCAAGUUCAACAUAAAUACAUGCCACCUCGUAGUUUUGCGGCUAAGCUGAAACAUACCUCCUUUCUUAGCACAGCUCCUCGGUGCCUGGAGAAAAUGACUGAUGGGCCAGGACCUGCAGCAUACAAUCCUGUUUUAAGGAAAUCUUGCUCCAUACCCUUAUUUGUUAAGGCAUCAAAGCGUUUUAAAGAUUCCAAAGAGAUUACUCCUGGUCCAGCUACAUAUGAGGUUUGUCAAUGA